This is a messenger RNA of Suillus subalutaceus, 315 nucleotides long. RefSeq lists its product as uncharacterized. The transcript has 2 exons. Lineage: Eukaryota; Fungi; Basidiomycota; Agaricomycetes; Boletales; Suillaceae. The coding region runs from base 1 to 315 and encodes 104 amino acids. The record is from RefSeq and is a predicted model, not a curated record.
AUGACCCCUUUUCUGAUCGUGUAUCAAGCUGUGAUCCUUAUUUUCGAACGCUCUUUCCGUCUCUGGGACCAGCAACGCUAUCAUCGGGACCAGCAAGUGUCCGGUCACCCUCUGAAUGAUGCUCUCGAGCAAUACAUGACGUCCGUGGAUGAGGCUGCUAUCAGGGAGGCUCUGAGAGAUGCUGUCGACAGAUUUCGUUCCUCUCGGUGGAAAAACGCGGUUGAUCAAAGCACUUCCAUUGGCUCUCAAAGGAAGACGCAGUUUAUCAAUACAAUUCUUCAAGUCAUAUUGCAGCAUUGCCUGUGCGAUGGAUGA